This is a messenger RNA of Dendronephthya gigantea, 1257 nucleotides long. Its product is annotated as telomerase RNA component interacting RNase-like. The transcript has 3 exons. The record is from RefSeq and is a predicted model, not a curated record. Gene Ontology annotation, molecular function: 3'-5' exonuclease activity; 5'-3' exonuclease activity. NCBI's taxonomy places the organism in Eukaryota, Metazoa, Cnidaria, Anthozoa, Malacalcyonacea, Nephtheidae. Bases 119 to 514 code for a protein of 131 amino acids.
UCGUCAUGGAUAAUAUUCACAGGUAGCAUCAGUGGCAGCAUUCACAACCAUACUCACAAUCCUGUUAUGCUUUUGGCCUCAUCACUCCAAUAGUCUAUAUAGGCCAUUUUAAACAAAUAUGGCGUCGGAAAAUGUAGAGAAAUGUGAGACAAGCAAAACAAAUAAAUCUAUGAACUCCUUUGUAAACGACGGUAGCUUUUUCGAAAUUUACAAGCAAAGAUUAAAAGAGCAAAAAAAUGUCGCGGAUAAAAAAACAGAAAAUACAGCUGAAACCGAAGCAGAGAAAAGAAAAACUGCAAACUUAUUGUUACAGGGAAAGAGAAAAAUUCCUGUAGGAAGAAUGCCAGGAUCAUCAAAAAAAUUGGAUGCUAAAAAGAAAAAGUUGGAAAAGAAGAAGGAGGAAAACCCGGACGAGAAAUCUAGCGCUUGGAAAGCAUAUAUGGAAGAAGUUAAGAAAUAUAAAGAAAUGUCUUGUACAGAUGACACGGAACAGAAUCGGCCUCUAGUGAAGUAGUGCAAUGUCUGCAACUGUGCAAGAAAAAAAUUAUAAUUAACUUCAGCAGUUCAGGGGUCGGUUGUAGCAGGCUGGAUAGCGCUAUCCACUGGAUAGUGAUUUUUUCAACCUUUCUAAAAAUGUUACAAUAAAUUUGAGCUUUGUAAGCAAUCUAUUUAGGAAUACUAAUGUAAGCCAACAAAGGGCGAUUUUAGAGCGAUAGAAAAAUCCACUCUCCGGUGGAUAGCGCUAUCCGGCUUUCAUACAACUGGCCCCUGAUGUGGUAUUUACAUGCAGUGUAUUUAUAUAUUAUAUAGUCAGAGAAUUCGGACGUAAAUUAUGUGUAAUAUUGUUUACAUUUUAGAUUUUGUGCCCCUGUAAGACGAAAAUAUUACAUUUAUUGAUAGAGCUUGGAAAAUUCUAAAAUAGAUCGAAUUACCAUGCACAAUCCACAAAACUUUGUCUUAGGUCAUGUUGAUAGUGUCAGUGGGUGCAAGCGGUCUAAAUUUAUUUACCACUAUUAUAUAUCUUCGUGCAUCGUAAUAAGCGUUUAGAUCAGUCCGGAUAGUAAAGUAUUUCUGCUUUGUCUUGAAAACGUCCUUCGGCCAGUAGCCUAGCCUGGCCCAGGAUGGCAAGUAGUGGUCAAACAGGUCUGUAUAAAUUAGGCCAGUCAGAUUUCAGGAAAGGCUAGGAUUCCGCCCCAAGAUGAUUGGUAAAAAAUAUAUGAAAAUGUAUAGUUUGCUAUAAACCUAUAACGGUGUAUG